CCGCUCAGGUAGGAGUAUAUAACUUUCAUGUUGGUAUGCAUCGACGUUUAAUUUGGUCAGUUACUUUCCUGCUACAGUCAUGUGGUGUUAUAUAUGGUGUUCUGUGUUUGUGGUCGGGUUGUGUGCUUCUGAAAUAAUUCUAUCAGAAAAGUAUCCAUUGUUCGAAACUAAUCGAGUAGUUACGAGAGUCGACGAGAGGAUCGUGGGAGGUGAGGAGGCGAACAUAGAGGACUACCCCCACCAAGUUUCCUUCAUUGUGAACAAUUCGUACUUCUGUGGGGGGUUCAUUGUUAGUGAGCGGUAUAUAUUGACGGCGGCACACUGCGCGCAGAAUGUAGACCCUUCAACCGUGGUCCUGAGAGCUGGUAGUUCAUUCCGCAAGAACGGCACAGUGAUUCCGAUCAUAGAAAUAGUACCACAUCCUGAAUAUGACGACCCACCCUUUGACAAGGACGUCGCUUACAUCAAGACCGCAGAACCCAUCCAGUUCAGUGAGACGAUGCAGCCUGUUGCUAUAGCGCCCAGAAAUAGACCAGUAUCGGGCCAAAUUAAUGUAUCUGGUUGGGGCAGAUUACAGCAAGGCGCCAGUUCCAUACCGAAUAGACUGAUGGCAGUAAGUUUGCCAGUAGUGAACUAUUGGCAGUGUUUCUUGGUGUAUCCAACUACGCUGACCAGGAAUCAGCUGUGUGCGGGGAACUUCUACUUUGGAGGAAAAGGGACUUGCCAGGGUGAUUCCGGCGGUACUGCAGUUCAAGAUAAUUUAGCAGUCGGUAUAGUUUCAUACGGAAGAGGAUGUGGUAGUGCCUUCGCGCCUAGUGUCUUUGCGAACAUCGCUUCGCCGACGAUACGUGACUUUAUUUCUAAGAACACUGGAUUAUAAGCUACUUUGUAUAGUAAUAGGUCAAUUAGAUUAAUGAUAGAUGACGUGGUUUUUUCAUCAUGCUAUCUACGAGUAACAAUAAUCUUGUAGGUCAAUAAUAAUAAUUAAUUUACCUAUU
This is a messenger RNA of Bicyclus anynana (squinting bush brown), 998 nucleotides long. RefSeq names its product trypsin-3. Gene Ontology annotation, molecular function: serine-type endopeptidase activity. The record is from RefSeq and is a predicted model, not a curated record. The transcript has 5 exons. Gene Ontology annotation, biological process: proteolysis. The coding region runs from base 80 to 880 and encodes 266 amino acids. Lineage: Eukaryota; Metazoa; Arthropoda; Insecta; Lepidoptera; Nymphalidae.